Messenger RNA from Zea mays, 1301 nucleotides. RefSeq lists its product as uncharacterized. The record is from RefSeq and is a predicted model, not a curated record. The transcript is spliced from 3 exons. Lineage: Eukaryota; Viridiplantae; Streptophyta; Magnoliopsida; Poales; Poaceae. Bases 488 to 1024 code for a protein of 178 amino acids. Gene Ontology annotation, molecular function: protein dimerization activity.
UACAAGCAAGUAUAGGACAUCGAAAGAUAUUGUUUUAGUGCAAACACUUGCAAAAGUUGUGCAAGGUGCAGGCGCAAGUGCAAGUGCAAGCACAAGCGCGGCUGCAACAAGCAUAGGUGCAAGUGCCCAAUGCCAAGGAAGUGUUGGAGACAAUGAAUGCAACAAAUAUUAGCAAGUGUUUGAAAAAAUUCUAUGAUGUCACAUUGCUUUUUUUCUAGCACUUCAUAUCCUACUGCAAAUCAUUUCUUUCGGAGGUUUUCUGAGAUUAAGAUGGCUAUUGCAAGAUGGUGUGAUAGUAGUGAUCUGGUAAUUUGCACAAUGGCAUUUUCUAUGAGACACAAGUUUGAUAAAUAUUGGGAAAUGAACAAUUUAGCUUUGACAGUGGGAGCAUUUCUUGAUCCUAGAUACAAACAUAGGAUGAUUAGGCUAUAUAUGUCUAAGAUGUAUGACAGUGAUAAAGCCGAGUUAGAGAAAUUGGUAUUCAUGAAUGUUAACAAUGAAUUAUUUGCAUAUUAUUCAGCAGUCAUCAAUGCAAAAAUCAACCAGAAAAGGUUCUAGUUCAAGAGAGAGUGAGUUUGUUCCACAUAAACAUACUUGUUUGGUGGAUGAGGAGGAUGAGGUUGAUCUUGAUGAGUUGUAUGCAACAACAAGCAAUGACAAGAAGGUGUCAGAGUUAGAAUUGUACAUGAGCAAGGACCUAGUGAAGGUCAAUGACAAUGAAGCAACGUUUGAUAUCCUAUCAUGGUGGAAAGGACAAGUGACAAAUUUGCCUAUUCUUUCUACCCUUGUUCGUGAUGUGUUGUCUAUGCAAGUGUCUAUUGUUGCUUCAGAGUCUGCAUUUAGUUCCGGUGGACUCAUUGUUGAUGCAUUCCGUUCAAGGCUCAAACCAGAAAUUAUCGAGGCAUUGGUUUGUUGUAAAGAUUGGAAGAUUGCUUCGGAGAAAGAUUUGGAGAUUGAAAUUAAAACCUUAAGUGAAGCUAUGAAUGACGUUGACUUCGAGGAUGAUGCUGCAAUUGGAACUUGAGAAGUUAAAGUUCAAGUUACCAUGGACUAAGUUCAAGUUACCAUGGACUAUUGUUUGGUCUGUUUGCACUUCUUCUGCUGCUACUUGUUACUUCUUGUUGUAAUGUUGUGGACUUAUUCACUUGUUGUUUUGACUGGAGCGGAAGCUUGCUGCCAGUUUGGUUGUUGGAACCAUAUUUUGUUGUUUGCACUUUUUAACUUGUGAUGUUCUGGAUCAGACAUGAUCAAAUAACUCUAUCUAUUGUGAUUUGUGUCGUUUUAUUUUGUGAUGUGAAAGC